This is a messenger RNA of Pelmatolapia mariae (spotted tilapia), 4019 nucleotides long. RefSeq names its product STAM binding protein-like 1 (gene stambpl1). Gene Ontology annotation, molecular function: protein binding; metal-dependent deubiquitinase activity; K63-linked deubiquitinase activity. The record is from RefSeq and is a predicted model, not a curated record. NCBI's taxonomy places the organism in Eukaryota, Metazoa, Chordata, Actinopteri, Cichliformes, Cichlidae. Gene Ontology annotation, biological process: protein K63-linked deubiquitination. The transcript is spliced from 11 exons. The coding region runs from base 1408 to 2727 and encodes 439 amino acids. Gene Ontology annotation, cellular component: endosome; membrane.
GCUGAAAGCAGCUGUUUCCAGAUGUUUUCAUGCUAAAGUUAAAACAGGGCUGUUUAUUGGUUCCCCAGCAGCUCAUUUUUAAACCAAUCACUAAUCAGUGAAUCUGCUGAUCAGCCUUUGGUUUAUCGAUAAAUCCUGUAAUGACAUGUUGAAGCCUUCAAACUUUAGUUUGAAAGUCUGUGACGUAGCAGAUAAAGAUUGCCAACUUUUAUUUUGAAAAUAGAGACUCAAUGAACCCAAAACAAAGAAAUAAAAGUUUAAUUUUUAAUUUCAGUCACUGAGCUUUUUUUAAAAACGAGCUUUUAUUUUGAAAAAUAGAUCAAUUAAUUGACCUGCUAAUUGAGGUGUGUCCAGUUGUGACAUCACAGCAGCCUGAAAGCAAACCUGUGUUUAGGUUUACAUCUAGAUUUAAGGCGCUCACAGACAUGUCCACCUUAAAUCACGUUUCAGGGGACUUCAUACAGGUGUUCACCUUUAAACACCUGCAUGGCAUCAUCAUCAUCGUCGUCGUCGCUGUCAGGUUACCUCAGGUCGUCUGCAGGUGUCGAUGUGUCGCGCUGACUCGUCAGCAUCUGAACGAUCUGAACGUGGCCGAGCCGGUUCGACUCGUCACACCUGCGUUACAAGCACUGAGCUCUGAUUGGCUCACGGAAACGACGCCGACAGGUCUGAUGUGUAUCAGCUGAUGUGAGCGGAGUCAGGAGCAGUUCAGUUUGAUCCUCAGACACAGGGACGAGUUUACCUGGCCCAGGUUGAGGUGAGUCCCUCGUAACCUGCCCACGAGGAUCCCCUGGAUCAGGGCCUCCUCUCCUCCAGGUGUUCACCUGCUGCAGGUGAGCCUCCAGAACUGAUCCAGGACCGCGUCAGACCAAUGUGGAGGACUUUGAGCUUCUGCAUGAGCGUAAUGGUAGGAUGGACAGUUGGUGGGGGUGGAGUCUCACCUGUGGAUGGUUAUAAAUGAAAAUCGGGGCGAGUUUGUUCUUUCGAAGCACUUCCAGCCAGGUGCAGCUGUUGCCACGGUGACGGUGGCAUGAUCAGAGCUGUUUGUUUGGACACAGAAGCUCGUGAGGAGUGGGAGCUCGCCUUGUCUUCAUCGGUUUAAGAGCGGCUGACUCAUGGUUAGUCGCUGGUUGCCAUGGUAACUGUGGACCAAGCUGAAGGACAGGCAGGCAUGAUGAUGAUGAUGAUGAUGAUGAUGAUGAUGAUGAUGAGGGGCUGAUGGGAAAUAAAACAGCUUUAAAGGAACAUUCCACCCAUAUGUGCCGUUUCAAAGCUGCUCAUCUUGUUUUUCUGUCUCCCCCGCAGUGAAGCAUCAUGGGAGGUGGCAGAUGGACGAGCCGGCCGUGGGCCGACCAGUGACACGCACACGCUGAGACACACGCACACACACACACACACACACACACAAUGGAACAAGGCUUCAGCUUAAACACGUUGAAGAAGCUGGCAGCAGAGCCCGACUACACAGACGUGUCGCUGACGGCAGCGGAGCGCGUCCGAGCGCUGGGGAAGAUGGGAUGCUGCGUGGAGAUCAACGAGGACAUCGCGCCCAGACGCUACUUCCGCUCGGGUGUGGAGAUGGAGCGCAUGGCGGCGGUUUACCUGGAGGAGGGCAGCCUGGAGAACGCCUACGUCCUCUACACCAAGUUUAUCACUCUAUUUGUAGAGAAGCUGCCCGCCCACAGAGACUACCAGCAGUGCACCGCCAUCCCUGAGAAACACUUCAUCAUGAAGAAACUUCAGGAGGUGGCGUUUCCCCGUAAAGACGAGCUGAAGAAGCGCCUGGAGGAGAAAUACAGCAGGGAACACAGCGAAUACCUCAGAGCCCAGAGCCAGGCGGCGGUCGUGGUGCACGGGUGUGGCCAGCAGCUGUCCCUAUUGGACGAGGACAGGAGAAGGUUCCUGCUGCUGGAGGAGGAGAGGCAGCGCGUCGCCGCUCUGCGACGCAUGCAGAUUGAAUCGGAACAGUUUCGCUACUUCGAGGACCAGCUGAGACGCCAGGAGCUGGCCAAUAAGAGAGGAGUGGAGGCGGAGCAAAAGGUUCAGACCAAAGUGCCUGAGGUGACAGACGGCUCCCGUCUGUCCCAGCAGCCAAUCAAAAACAGCAUACGAUCCCAGGGGGCAGACCCUAACAGAAACAGACCGCCUGCCCCUGUGAGCCAACCCGCCGCCACGCUGGCUGGAGUACAGAGUGAGAGGGUGGAGGGCCUGAGGCGAGUCCUGAUUCCCAAAGGGCUGACUCAGAGUUUCCUCUCGCUGGCCCGGUCGAACACUGCCAGAGGAAUCGAGACCUGCGGCGUCCUCUGCGGACAGCUGACGCACAACGAGUUCACGCUGACUCACGUCGUAGUCCCCAAACAGACCGCCGGCCCGGAUUUCUGCGACAUGGAGAACGUGGAGGAGCUGUUCAGCUUCCAGGAUGAGCAUCACCUGCUGACGCUGGGCUGGAUCCACACUCAUCCCACUCAGACGGCCUUCCUGUCCAGCGUCGACCUCCACACUCACUGCUCAUAUCAGCUGAUGCUGCCGGAAGCCGUCGCUAUCGUCUGCGCGCCAAAACACAACGACACAGGUGUGUUCAGGCUGACCGACCUGGGGAUGUCCGAAGUUUCUGCCUGCAAGCUGAAAGGUUUCCAUCCUCACUCCAAGGAGCCGCCGCUCUUCACGGUGUGCAGACACGUCGUGUUCAGGGACUUGCGGCUUAACCUGCUGGACUUCAGGGUUUAGACAGGAAGCACUGGCAGGCUUUUAUUCUGAAGAGGAAACUGUGAACGCACCGCCGGUGUAUGCUGACACGUUGUGAUGUCGGAUUUACAGGAAACUUUUAACACUUUUAAUUUUUGGUGUUUUUUUGUUGUUGUUUGUUUUGUUUUUUUGCUGCUGAGCCACUGCAGAUGGCGAGGGCGAGGGGGGGAGAUCUCAGGCCAGUGAGCUGCUCUGAUUGGGCAGUUAAUAAAAAGCUUACUGAGACCUAACCUCAGCUGAAGCUGAUGUCACAGCAGCGCUGUGAAAAUGGCGUCUGCAGAGACCCAGAUUGUGCCAAGUUACGGCGUGGGCCAAGCUCCCGUCGAGGCGACUGCCAGCGAGCCGUUUGAGACGCAGUUUGAUGUUUUAAAUGAAAGAUGGACUGGGAGCAGACGCGAGCGAGUGCCUCGCCUGGAAAACAUGUGAACGUUGAAGCGUUGGCGCUCUCAAGGACGAAGCCUCUCCACGCUUCACUCAGACUAAAAAUGAUCUUUAACCGCCACAGCUUAGUUUCAGUGCUGAAAUCCUGCUGCCAUCUCUGACCCUGAACGCCUCGCGCGUCCACCUCUGAGCUUAAAGGCAGGAAAUCAUGAUGUGGAUUUCAGAAUAAAACCUGAAGCUGCGCUGUCACCUGUGCAGUAUUUGCCCCGAGUCCUGCCUGUCAGGCCGCACCCGUCCUGCGGGGCCGCUGAUUGCAGCGCUAAGGCGCCCCCGGUAGUCAGCUGAUAUCCACCAAGCUUGGCUGUGACCUUACUUCCUGUUAGGCAGCUUCCCUGACACUCUGAUUGGCUGUGGCGGUUCAGUGUUGUGAGGUUUGGUCUCAGAUCGGAGGUGAAAGUCGUUCUUUGAGCUCUUCGCUGCUGCAGAUGUGAAACUGUGAGGAGACUCUUACCACUCUGUCAUUUUAGGCGAGACCGUUCACGCCAUAAGCUACUCUGACCUUUGACCUCGAGUGGGGUGCCAUGUAAGGGGUGGCAGACAGCAGGGGGCGCUGCAGGCUCAGGUGAAGGCCGUGUGCAUCGUGUAAAGCUGGCUGGCGUGGCGCUCACAGCGGGCCCUUUUAAACUUCUUGCAGAUGAAAUUAUUUUCUGAUGUUUCUCUCGUGGUGCGUUCAAAGCGCCCCACAGCUGGAGGACUUCUCAGUGUGUGCACCAGCAGAUGUUUUCUUGUUGAGCUGUUGUGUGACUGUUUUUUGCUGAUGACGUUUUGACAAACUGUGACCUGACUGCUGUUUUUAACUUUUUGGUAAUAAAACACCCUCUGCUGCUCCAGCA